AUGCUUCAGGCUCCUUCACUCGGUCCCCCAUACGCAUUCCGUCGAAAAUACUUGACACUUGACUCCACCCCGCAUAUCGAAAACAAGCCCGUGCACGACGUCUCAUACCUUACCCCAGCCCAAAUCCCCAACCUCCCCGGAUCGGCAGAAAACCAACGAUCGGUCGGCAGCCAGCACUCGAAGCGGCUCCAGCCUUUCGCUAUCCUGGGCGUGACAUUCCACAACCGAAUUGGACUAUCUUCGCUUUGUCAGCACAACGCCGAGGGCCAUAUAACCAACUGGCACAUGGCCCAUCUAGACGGAAUAACACAACGCAGGCCCGGUCUGUUAAUGGUGGAGGUGACUGCCGUGCAAGUCAACCGUUGCAUCAUGCCCAAAGACCACAGGCCCUGGAAGGAGUAG
Molecule: messenger RNA, 402 nt
Organism: Penicillium concentricum
Lineage: Eukaryota; Fungi; Ascomycota; Eurotiomycetes; Eurotiales; Aspergillaceae
Product: NADH-dependent flavin oxidoreductase
Exons: 1
Coding region: 1-402 (133 amino acids)
Cellular component (GO): intracellular anatomical structure
Molecular function (GO): NADPH dehydrogenase activity; NADP binding; FMN binding
Source: RefSeq, a predicted model, not a curated record